AUGGGGGCCCGAACAAAUUACUCAGUAGUGACCAGCUGGGGUUACUAUAAUACUACAACGAAACGUUGGGACGGCAUGAUUGGGGAACUUUCACACAAAACCGCAGACCUUGGUGCCUCACCGUUGUUCUUUACCAGUGAUCGAAUCGCCGUAAUCGACUACGUUGCCAUGACGUCAGCAACUCGAUCGAAAUUCAUCUUCCGAUCGCCGAAACUUUCGUUCACCGAAAACGUAUUCCUGCUCCCAUUCGAUGAUAUCGUUUGGUUAUGCAUAGUGUUAGUAAUUCUACUAUCCUCCGGAUUGUUGGUUUUGACUGCGCUAGCCGAAUGGCGAGUUCCGCUAAUUCAGGAUGAUCCACGCGAUCCUAGCAUUCUACGGCCGACAUUCCGCGAUACGCUGCUAAUGAUAUACGGAGCGACCUGCCAGCAGGGCUCAUCUACCCUGCCCCGCAGUUGCUCCGCUAGAACCAUCACCAUGAUUACGUUCACAAUUCUAAUGUUCCUGUACGUGUGCUACUCGGCCAACAUCGUUGCUCUGCUGCAGAGUCCAUCGACAAAAAUUCGAACACUAGAAGACCUGCUCGCGUCUCGGUUGAAAUUUGGAGCUCACGACACAGUCUUCAAUAGGUACUACUUCACCCAUGCGACGGAACCGACACGUCAGGCGAUCUACGAGCGAAAAAUUCGUCAACCGGAUGGAUCGGAGAGCUUCAUCCAGUUAGAGCAAGGAAUCAAUAAAAUCCGGCACGGAUUGUAUGCAUUUCACGUUGAACAAGGUGUUGGUUACAAGGUCAUCAGCGAAACCUAUCAGGAGGACGAAAAGUGUGGUCUGCAGGAGAUUCAGUAUCUGCAGGUAGUCGAUCCGUACUAUGCGAUUCAAAAGAAUUCAUCCUACAAAGAGCAUGUCAAAAUUGGAUUAUUCCGUCUCAACGAGCACGGCAUUCAGUAUCGGGAAAAUUCUAAUUUCUACACUAAAAAACCCAAAUGUACCGGAGGAGGAGGCAAAUUCGUACCGGUUAGCUUGGUGGACACGGAACCGGCCAUUCUGGUGCUUGUGUGGGGUUCCGCUUUGGCAGCUAGCGCAGUGAUUGCUGAACUAAUUUGGGCGAAAAGUUGGGAAAAAAUUCUAGACUGGAAAGGCAGACAGGUGCAGUUGUAUGGAAAGUGA
Molecule: messenger RNA, 1167 nt
Organism: Wyeomyia smithii (pitcher-plant mosquito)
Lineage: Eukaryota; Metazoa; Arthropoda; Insecta; Diptera; Culicidae
Product: ionotropic receptor 75a-like
Exons: 3
Coding region: 1-1167 (388 amino acids)
Cellular component (GO): membrane
Molecular function (GO): glutamate-gated receptor activity
Source: RefSeq, a predicted model, not a curated record